AUGAAAAUGCUGCUGUUUGGUGUCUGGGCCCUGCUGGCUUUGCUGUCUUCCCCAGGGGCCACAGAAGGGCUAUUUGAGGUCUCUGUUCAGCCAGAACAGGCCCUAGUAAAGUUUGGACAAUCCCUAAUGGUCAACUGCAGCACUAGCUGUCCAGACCCAGGACCCAGUGGAAUUGAGACCUCCCUAAAGAAAACCCAGGUGGGCAAAGGGCCCCAGUGGAAGGAGUUUCUCCUGGAGGACGUCACAGAGAGUUCCAUUCUGCAGUGCUUCUUCUCUUGCACAGGGAUCCAAAAGGACGCAAGCCUGGACAUCACCAUGUACCAGCCACCGGAGCAGGUGAUCCUGGAGCUGCUGCCUGCAUGGGUGGCCUCAGAUGAAGUGUUUACGGUGAAGUGCCAUGUGCCCAAGGUAGCACCCCUGGAGAGCCUCACCCUUACCCUUCUUCAGGGUAAUAGAGAACUACAGAGAAAGAACUUUGUGAGCUUGGCUGUGGCCUUGCAGAUGGCUGAGAUCGCCAUCAAUGUCAAAGCGCACAGGGAGGAUCACGGGUGCAAUAUCUCCUGCCACGCAGAACUGGACCUGAGUUCACAGGGUGGCAGGCUCUUUCACUCCAGCUCAGCCAGCAGAGUGCUCCACAUUUUUGAAUUCUCUCAGCCCCCCCAAAUCUGGGUCUCUCCACUUCUGGAGGUCGGGACGGCAGAGGCCGUGAGCUGUGAGCUGGCUGGGGUGUUCCCAGCCAAAGAGGUGAUGUUCCACAUGUUCUUGGAUGACCAGGAGCUGAGCCCCUUCCUCUCCUGGGAGGGAGACACCGCAUGGGCCAAUGCCACUGUUCGGGCCAUGGAGACGGGUGAUCAGGAGCUGGCCUGCCAUGUGUCUCUGGGUCCGAUGGAACAGAAAGCAAGAGAGCCAGUGCACAUCUAUAGCUUCCCGCCACCAAUCCUGGAGGUAGAAGAAUUAACAUUAGUGGGGACAGACAUUAAUGUGACCUGUUCAGGGCACGUGUUAACCUCACCCAGCCCUACUCUUCGGCUUCAGGGAGCCCCAGACCCCGCCGCCCCUGGGGAGCCCGUCUGGUUUUUACUUACCACCACAGAGGAAGAUGACGGCCGAAACAUCUCCUGUGAGGCCUCUUUGGAGGUUCAGGGUCAGCAGUUGAUCAGAACCACCACAGUCCAGCUCCGUGUCUUGUACAGACCACGCUUAGAGGAAUCUGGUUGCCCUAGCAACCAGACAUGGAUGGAAGGGACAGAACAGAUGCUAGCCUGUGUCCCAAAGGGAAACCCAACUCCGUACUUGGUGUGUACCUGGAAUGGAGUGUCCUUCAACCUUGAUGUGCCGCAGAAGGCUACGCAGAACCACACUGGAACCUACUGCUGCACGGCCACUAACCUGCUGGGCUCCGUCAGCAAAGACAUUGCUCUCAUUGUUCAAGGACUGGAUGAAGGAAUCAGCUCCACCAUCAUCAUCAUCAUCAUUGUCGCCCUUGGAGCGGGUAUCAUCACCAUAGCACUGUAUUUGAACUACCAGCCCUGCAAGAUGGAGAGGGAGAAAUUGCCCUAUAGGCAAAAAGAGAAGAACAAAGAGGAGGAAAACCAGUUUGCAGUUCAACAAGCAGAAAUGUGCAUCGCACAUAAUUGUUAA
Messenger RNA from Pteronotus mesoamericanus, 1641 nucleotides. RefSeq names its product intercellular adhesion molecule 5-like. The transcript is spliced from 7 exons. Gene Ontology annotation, molecular function: integrin binding. Gene Ontology annotation, biological process: cell-cell adhesion. Lineage: Eukaryota; Metazoa; Chordata; Mammalia; Chiroptera; Mormoopidae. The record is from RefSeq and is a predicted model, not a curated record. Gene Ontology annotation, cellular component: plasma membrane. The coding region runs from base 1 to 1641 and encodes 546 amino acids.